Molecule: messenger RNA, 1782 nt
Organism: Dimorphilus gyrociliatus
Lineage: Eukaryota; Metazoa; Annelida; Polychaeta; Dinophilidae
Source: the annotation of a GenBank genome assembly
ACAACAUCUGUCAUUGUUGUAUAAUCUUAAAAGUAUUGAAAAGAGAAUAGAAAAACGAAAAAAAGAAAGACAGAGCGCAAAGAGAGAAAGAGAAAUUGAUAAUAGAGAGAUAGAGAUAAGAUUUAAAAAAAAAUUGAAUGUAGUAACAUUUUUUUUAUCGAUUUUUUUUAUAGCUUAAACAGAGGACUUUGAACUGUGAGGAGAUUCUAUUGUUUUCUAAAAAAAGAAAUGUUCAUAUUUACUGCAACAAAUCAGGAAAACAAUGAAGAGCAUAGCGAAAGUUACAAGAUCAUUAAUGCCGCUACAAACAGCUACCAAACAAAUAACAAAGAGACGGAAGGCGAACACAUUAAGAAACCACCAAGAUUCAAUAAGAAAUUAAUCAUUUUAGUAAUUCUAUUUCUUAUUAAUUUCAUUAAUUCCCUGUUUAUUUCCUUAUUAUCACCAUUUUUUCCAACGGUGGCGAUUAGUAAAGGGGCUAGUCGAACAGAAAUAGGAAUUAUUCUCGGCAGCUAUCAACUUGUUAUGCUACUUUCGACACCAGUUUUUGGCAAAAUAAUAUCAAAAACUGGUGCAAAAUUUAUGUUUGUCGCGGGAAGCUUUAUAGUUAGCAUUUGUACAGCUUUAUUCGGGUCAGAAUUUCAUAAGUUUUCAUUUAUUUCUUUAUUGGUUCCUCGCUAUAAUCCAUUGAAUAUUUAAAUAUCUCACCUUCCCAUUUACAGAAUACUUGAAUGGAGUCCCAACGGGCCUAUUUAUGUGGUUAUGUGCUGCCUCAGUAGAACAAGCGAAGCUCUUGGAGCGGCAGCAUCCACAACGGCGGGCUGCGCUAUAGCGUCGUUCCUGUUCUUGGACAAUCUUAAUUUUGUUAUGGGCUUAUUACAAGCAGCAAAAGCUUUAGGUCUCAUGAUCGGACCAAUUUUCGGAGGUUUAUUGUACUCUGUCGAUGGUUUUUAUUUACCUUUUGCUGUUACUGCAUCUAUUUACUUUCUGCUGACAAUAGUCGCCUUUUUUCUAUUGCCGUCAAUUGACAGUAAGCAUCAUUCGAACACUAGAUUAUAUUCUGUAAACAUACUUUCAAUUAUUCUACUUAUAGACAAUCAACAGCUAACUAAUAGUAAUAUAUCAAUAAUUCCUCUUCUCAAAAGUCCUACCAUCAUCGUAAUAGGAUGUUUGUUAGCCGUAGCUCAGAUGUUACUGGGUUUUAUAGACGUGUCACUAGCUCCUUACCUCCAACAGUUUCAUUUAAGUCCUGUUCAAGUGGGUGGAAUCUUUUUAAUUGCUCCGGCUACUCUCGCUCUAUCUUCGCCAAUUUACGGAAAAAUCUGUGAUAAACUUGGAAAAGAAAGAUCUGUAUUAAUUGUUGGUAUUUCAAUUAGUUUGAUAGGAUUUCUAUUAAUUGGUCCUUCUAAACUGUUCUUCUUUAUAAGGUGUAAACUUUGGCUGGUAGGCGUCAGCUUUGCUAUUGCAGGAAUUGGAUGGGGAAGUAUUAUAACUACUUAUAAAGAAUUCGUUGAUGUUGCCAAAUCCAAAGAUUAUCCCGAAGGGAUAGAGACAGACGGAAUAAUAUCUGGUUUAUACAACGCCUACAACAAUUUUGGAGCAUUUCUUGGCCCAACAAUAAGCGGGUAUAUUGUUGAUCAACUGGGCUUUCAAUGGUCAUCAACACUAUUUGGGGGAAUAUUCGCUCUAAGCUUGAUUAGUCUCAUUGGUCUUACUGCAGUUGAAAGAUGCUUUCAGAGUAAUAGGAAUUUGGGAAGGAUACCAAUGGUUAUAGAGGAAUAG